UAUAAAGCAUCAUGUCUCCAAACAAGAGUAUAUCACUCCAUCCCGCCCUCCCCACCGAUGCUGCCGCCCUCGACGAAAUCCACAGCAAAGCCUUCCCCAAUGACAUUCUCCUUGAAGUCAUGUACGGCCCUCGAGAAGAAAACUCCAUAGACUUGGCUCAGGAUUUAGAGAAAACCAUCCGUGAGAACCCCAACGCUCGAUUUCUGAAAGCUGUUGAUGACGAGUCGGGUCGGAUUGUGGGGUGGUCGUGGUGGGUUAUCUACCGCGAUGCAGAGGCUCAUAUAAAAGCGGAGCAGGAGGCAGUGAAGAAGCGCGCCACGCCACCGCCGAGGUCGAUUUGUCCGCAGGCGUGUUUGGAUUAUCGCCAGAUGGUGGUACAGAAGAGGGAAAAGUGGAUUGGGGGGAAGGCGGUUGCUAUCCUACAGGUCUUGGUGGUCCAUCCAGAGUAUCAGGGUCGUGGGAUCGGGACCAAGUUACUAAUGCCCGGGGUGGAAGAGGCACAACGUCUCCGGCUACCGGCAUGGUUGGAGGCUUCGCGGGCUGGGUAUACACUCUACAAAAAGUGUGGGUUCCGUGAUGUCGGCGAGAAUCUAGAUUUUGACUUGGCCAAGUAUGGCGCCACGGGGCAGAAGCACGGAUUUUGUAUGCUGAUGGAUGCUGUUGAUGUCAACUAGAUCUGGUUUGACCGCUAUUUGUUUGGCUUCGAUAUCAACAUAUCUUGAAGGAUUAGGUAACCUUGCCAUUUGAAAGAUUAUAUUCUAUUGGAUGGCGUACUUAGAUUUUCAUGUGUAUGUUAUGAGACAACGUAUGGUAGUCUUCAUGAGAAGACAGGUUUGAAAGUA
Molecule: messenger RNA, 842 nt
Organism: Aspergillus pseudotamarii
Lineage: Eukaryota; Fungi; Ascomycota; Eurotiomycetes; Eurotiales; Aspergillaceae
Exons: 2
Coding region: 12-674 (220 amino acids)
Molecular function (GO): acyltransferase activity, transferring groups other than amino-acyl groups
Source: RefSeq, a predicted model, not a curated record